Molecule: messenger RNA, 4027 nt
Organism: Cebus imitator (Panamanian white-faced capuchin)
Lineage: Eukaryota; Metazoa; Chordata; Mammalia; Primates; Cebidae
Gene: TPGS2
Product: tubulin polyglutamylase complex subunit 2
Exons: 7
Coding region: 424-1326 (300 amino acids)
Biological process (GO): protein polyglutamylation
Source: RefSeq, a predicted model, not a curated record
GGCUCCAGAACGCCGCGACGCCGGGGCAGGAGGGGCCCGCCACGUCCGCCAUCUUGAAACAACCGCCACUCGGGGCGUCGCGCCGGGGCCGCCACGCCCUGGCCUGCAAGCGCGGUCCCCAUUGGCCGCACCACUCAGAGGCCCGCCCCCGCCUGCGCGGCCGGCCCCUGCGGGGCGAGAGGGUUGAGGCAAAAGGGACGCUGCGUCCUGGAGGUGCGGUGCGGAGCACCGGACGGGGCCGCGUGAACUGGCGCCCCGCGGAGCUGCUGCUGUCAGACCAGCCCCGGGUGCCCAUCACCACAGCGCCGCGCUCUCAGGCGCCGGGAACUACAGUUCCCGGCAUGCCGUGAACUUGGCCGAGGCGCUGAGGCGGGGUCCGACCCUCCGCCAGCUCCCGCCGCGCGCGGAUCGGGGACGCGAGCCAUGGAGGAGAAGGCGUCGCCCCCGCCGCAGGGCUGCAGCAAGCCGCACUUGGAGAAGCUGACCCUGGGCAUCACGCGCAUCCUAGAAUCUUCCCCAGGUGUGACAGAGGUGACCAUCAUAGAAAAGCCUCCUGCAGAACGUCAUAUGAUUUCUUCAUGGGAACAAAAGAAUAACUGUGUGAUGCCUGAAGAUGUGAAGAACUUUUACCUGAUGACCAAUGGCUUCCACAUGACAUGGAGUGUGAAGCUGGAUGAGCACAUCAUUCCACUGGGCAGCAUGGCAAUUAACAGCAUCUCAAAACUGACUCAGCUCACCCAGUCUUCCAUGUAUUCACUUCCUAAUGCACCCACUCUGGCAGACCUGGAGGACGAUACACAUGAAGCCAGUGAUGAUCAGCCAGAGAAGCCUCACUUUGACUCUCGCAGUGUGAUAUUUGAGCUGGAUUCAUGCAAUGGGAAUGGGAAAGUUUGCCUUGUCUACAAAAGUGGGAAACCAGCGUUAGCAGAAGAUACUGAGAUCUGGUUCUUGGACAGAGCGUUAUACUGGCAUUUUCUCACAGACACCUUUACUGCCUAUUACCGCCUGCUCAUCACCCACCUGGGCCUGCCCCAGUGGCAAUAUGCCUUCACCAGCUAUGGCAUUAGCCCACAGGCCAAGCAAUGGUUCAGCAUGUAUAAACCCAUCACCUACAACACAAACCUCCUCACAGAAGAGACCGACUCCUUUGUGAAUAAACUGGAUCCCAGCAAAGUGUUUAAGAGCAAGAACAAGAUCAUAAUCCCAAAAAAGAAAGGACCUGUGCAGCCUGUAGGUACCCAGAAAGGGUCCUCAGGAUCCUCCGGUCCCUCUACUUCCUCCAAUUCUAAAUCCUCCUCUGGCUCUGGAAACCCUGUCCGGAAGUGAGCACCCCUCCCUCCAACUCCCCAGCAGCUCCAGAGUGGUGGUUUCCAUGCACAGAUGGCCCUUGGGGGGUGACCUCCAGUUCUGUAUGUGGAACCAGAGGCCUCUUUCCAGCUGAAUGACCAAAAUUUUAAGUUUUUUGGUCCCACUGACAUUAGCCAGGAGUUGGAAGCUCCUAGUGAUGCCUCCCUCAGAGUCCUUCCUCAUAUCCUUCACAGCAGGUUGUGCUGUUCCCUGCCUUGGGAACCAGUGGGGAAUUUGGGGUCUUGUUUAAGUGGCCAAAUAAGUCUGGUGGGUUCUUUCCUCUCCUUCAACACUCGUGCCUCAAUCCCUUAGCACUGAUUGGAGAAGUCCCCCAAAUAAACCACUGGUUUGGACCCAUAAGCAUUAGAACUGCCUUGUUCAUUCAGGAGCCACUAGCCACACAUGACUAUUUAAAUUUUAAUUAGAUUAUAUGAAAAAUUCAUUUCCUCAAUUGGAUUAGCCACAUUUCGAGUAUUCAUGCAGCUGGUAGAUUCUGUAUUAGCACAAAGAUAAUGAACAUUUCCGUCACCAAAGAAAGUUCUUUUGGACGGCACUACAUGAGAAUAUUUUCAUAUUGCUCUUCCUCAGAUCAAUUAAUUUUUGUUGUUAAUGUUGAUGUCCUAAUUUGACAGAUCAUAAUGUUUCAUUAAACCUCUCAAAUACACAAUUGUACGUUCUUUGUAUUCCUUACCACAGAUAUCUUGCUCUGCUAAUUUCUUUUGCAGAUUCCUAUAAAGUUUGUCUCCCUCAUCAAUUUCCAGUGAAGUUUCUUGCUUCCAGUUUGGUGUUAUGAUGUUUGUACAUGUACCACAAUUAUCCUCCUUAUUAACUUUUUAAAGAUGAGGUGUACUUCUGCUGUACUUUAUUCUAACUAUUUAAAAACAAAAAACUCCCAAACAUUGCUUUGUGUGACUCUUCAUAAAGAGUUUUAAUGAUGCCAAUCACUGCUAACAGAAGCUUUCCACCUGUUCUGCCUGCCUCUUCACAAUUCUUAGUUGUCCAGCCUCACUUUGCCUGGUCCCUGGCCAUCUUUGGGACAAGCAGUCUCCUGCUUUGAACAGGGUGAGCUUCCAAGAGUUCCUUUGGAAGCAAGUUGCAAUUCAGAAAUCACUUUCCCAUUGACAUAUAGGGGUACUGCACCUCUAGCUCACAUUUGCUUAAUAUUUGACACAAGAUAUAUCUGACAUUAUCUACUACAUUUAAUGAAAUUUUUACAGAGGAGGUCACUCAGAUUUGAAUUAGGAAUGCCUGUUUAUUUCCUCCCUCUACAGCCCUCGCUGUGGGCAGAAGCAAAGUCUUCACUCUACUUCCCGACAGGGAAAGUAGGGAGUCACCCACCUGGACCCAGUUUCCUUGGGUGGCUGCAGUUUUUGUCCUGAAGUCCCAGAGGUUAGAGAAUGAAGAGUUCUGAGGAAUGAGGUGCAGGGGCCUGUACCAUCUGUACUCUUCAAUCCCAACUGGCUCACUCUCUUUCCCAACUGCUCUCUGCCCCAGUGAUUGGCCAGGCUUUCUUCCUUCGCACUGAGUCUGCCUGCUAAUCAACCCAGGGUUUCCCUCUUCUAAACCCACUGGGGAACUCAGAGCAGUCCACAGGAUUCUCCACAUGCACGUUUGCUCUGAAACAUUUUUAUUUUGAUUGUUGACAAUAAUGCUAGAUAUGCAUGAAAAAGAGCCUUCGUUAUUUCCUCCACCUACCACUUUCAAUAGCCCCUAAGGAAAACCAAGGUGAAGAGUUAGCCUUCAAGGAUGAGGGCAAGGUCUAACUGGCCGCUUCCCCAUUUUUGUAAUAGUUCAAAGUCUUGACAUAUCAGUGCUUGAAAGUUUUGGGGAGCAUAAAUUGAGCUUCGUGUUAACAGCUCAUUCAUUUGCUUUAAAAUAGCAACAUAUCUUACCUUUGCAAGCCCAAAACUAACCACUUAUAAUAAGUCUGGUCAUCUAAACAUUUGUGUGUGUGUGUUUUAACCAUAACAUGACUCUGUCACAUAUUCUCUAGGAGACGUUUUGGCCCUUCUAAUUUAAUUGUGUAGCUUAUUACACUUUAAGCAUUUAUAAAUGUGCAACAAUUCAUGGAGUGGCAGAAAACAACAGAGAGAAACCAAGUUGUCAAGGACAAUAGCUGGAGUUUAGUCUUCUGGAAGUAUUUUUCUGCCAAAACUGAUCAAAGGAAGAGCCAACAGUACCAGAUAAGAGAUUCUAGCAUUAGGCUUCUCCAAGACAAGCGAGGUUAGAAGGGAGUUGAGAACUUAUGUCAUCUUCCACUGCAGCAGAUAUCCUUUUUUUAGUACAUGGGGAGCCCCUGAAUCACAGCAUUUCUAAAUCAGUCCUGGAUUCCCCAAGUGAAGCAGCAGAGGAACUAGGAGGUCAGUGGUGCUCCUCAAAUCUGUGGCAACCAAGCGGGAGUUUUCAAAAGGCUAUCAAAGGAGGUGGAUUACAAUAAGGAAAGGCUGAAGACCUGCCUCAGAAGGAGUGAGCAGUGAAAAGCAGGACUGACUUCACAAAAUGCAUGAUCCAGUACAAAAUGAAGAUGGGCGGCUUUUGUGCAAACAUCAGGAAAACAUUAUCUCUACAGGUACUAAAAUGUCAUGUUUUUCCUUUCUUCCAUAGACUCUUUCUCCACUUGUUAUGAUGGUGUUUUUUAUUUACUGCUUAAUGCUGUUCUAACUAAAAAAUGUUAAAUUCC